AUGGAUGUGAUAGAGCCAUCCGAAGCAUCUGCGCCCUUCUCGCGCCCCAGCAGCAGCAGCAGCAGCAGCAGCGACCCAACCGCCACUAACAGCAACACCAACACCAACACCAGCAGCAGCAGCAGCAGCAGCAGCAGCAGCAGCAGCAACAAGGAUUCAAUAUGGAUAGAGAAGUACAGACCUCAGACUUUAGAUGAUGUUGUUGGGAAUGAAGAAGUGCUGCAGCGACUGCGAAUAAUUGCCUUAGAAGGAAACAUGCCCCAUUUGCUUUUAGCUGCACUGCGCCGCAUAAUGGAGCAGCACAGCGAGACUACGCGGUUUGCCUUGGCUUGCAAUUCCUCAACUUCGGUUAUCGAACCUCUUCAGUCGCGCUGCGCUAUUCUUAGAUUUACUAAACUCACAGAUGCCCACCUGGUGCAACGACUCCGGGAGGUUUGCGCGAAAGAGAACGUCACGUUUACAGAUGAUGGUAUUGAAGCUAUUGUCUUCUCUGCUGACGGAGAUAUGCGCAGCGCACUGAACAAUUUACAGUCCACAGUCUCUGGCUUCGGCCUCGUCGAUAAAGCAAAUGUUGAAAAGGUGUGCGAUACACCCCCACCGGAGAUGCUUCGGCGCAUCCUGCAGCAGUGUGUUGCUGGCGAUUGGUAUGGGGCUCAAUCUGUUGCACGGGUGGUGUUGGGUUUGGGCUACACCCCGUUGGAUGUGGUGACGACUUUGCGCGGAGUCCUCCGAAGAGCAGACGGAGAGCUGCAAGAACAUCUGCUUCUUGAAUUCCUUGGGGUCGUAGGGAUGGCGCACAUGACUAUGGCUGGGGGUUUGUCUACCGAGCUGCAGAUGGAGUAG
This is a messenger RNA of Eimeria acervulina, 843 nucleotides long. Its product is annotated as replication factor c subunit, putative. Gene Ontology annotation, molecular function: DNA binding; DNA clamp loader activity. Gene Ontology annotation, cellular component: nucleus; DNA replication factor C complex. The transcript has 7 exons. NCBI's taxonomy places the organism in Eukaryota, Apicomplexa, Conoidasida, Eucoccidiorida, Eimeriidae. The record is from RefSeq and is a predicted model, not a curated record. Bases 1 to 843 code for a protein of 280 amino acids. Gene Ontology annotation, biological process: DNA repair; DNA-templated DNA replication.